AUGAAGAUCCAUCCAGUAUUCCAUGUUUCAUUAUUGUCACCCGAAGCAGGCAAUCCAUUACCGGGACAACAACUAUCACCACCACCCCCAGUUGAGAUCGAAGGGGAGGAAGAAUGGGAAGUCGAAGAGAUUUUGGAUUCUAGGAAACGCAAGGGAAAGUUUGAGUACCUGGUAUGGUACGUAGGAUAUGACGAUGCCUCGUGGCAGCCGUUAUCGGACCUUAAACAUUCGCCUGAUAUCGUUCGACAAUUCCAUGAACGUUAUCCACGAAAACUUAAGCCUACCAGGAGGUAG
Molecule: messenger RNA, 294 nt
Organism: Morchella importuna
Lineage: Eukaryota; Fungi; Ascomycota; Pezizomycetes; Pezizales; Morchellaceae
Exons: 1
Coding region: 1-294 (97 amino acids)
Biological process (GO): chromatin organization; negative regulation of transcription by RNA polymerase II
Cellular component (GO): pericentric heterochromatin
Molecular function (GO): chromatin binding
Source: RefSeq, a predicted model, not a curated record